Molecule: messenger RNA, 1192 nt
Organism: Cheilinus undulatus (humphead wrasse)
Lineage: Eukaryota; Metazoa; Chordata; Actinopteri; Labriformes; Labridae
Exons: 3
Coding region: 117-926 (269 amino acids)
Source: RefSeq, a predicted model, not a curated record
CUGUAAUUAGUGAAUCAGAGCCAGGGUGAGGGUUUGGGGCGGUCACAGACGCUGCAGGAGAAGUCAAGAGUGGCAACUGUUUUCUGUUAUUGUGUUGCUAUGUAGUUUGUGCUGACAUGGCUGCAGGGAUGUGUGUACCGCUGCUGGUUUAUCUCAGCAUUGUUCUGCUUCAGCGUGUGUCAGCUGGAGGUGCUUAUUGUGCAAGAACAGCAAGAGCUCGUGCAGCUGCCUUGGGUUUGGAUUAUCCUGGAGUCAACGGAGCCCCUGAUCUCUCCAGACCCCCUAACAAUGAGAUGCACCCUCGCUCAAUUUCUCAAACAUACUAUUACAAUGAGCAGGCUGAAAUUGGGCCUAAUUUGGCCUCCUAUGGACAAAAUCACCCAGGAUUAAGACCCCUGGAUGACAGCAUUCAUAAAAAGGCUCACCCUAUGAGUUUUACAUCACUACCAAGAAGUUAUAAUCCAGGACACACUACUCACCAAGGGCUUAGCUUCCCCAGAGGACGGUCAGCCAUUAACCACAGGUCCAAUUUUGAGCAGGUCAACCAUGUUGCCCCUGAAGCCUCAAGCCAGCAUAACCUUGUUCAUUUGAAUCCUCAAGGUCACAGCAAGCCCCCCUCAUUUGUCAACAAUGGGCAUGACCUUGUUGUUGAUGAGUCUGUCCCAAAUAGUCGUGGCGUGUAUGUGAGUGGCCCCCCCCUGCCUCAUGGCAGGGGUCGUGCCCCUUACCAGAGGGUUGACAGCCCAGGCAGAGCAGUCCCCGUCCUUGGGUCAGCCAGAUUUGCCAACAAAGAGCACAUCCGAGGACCUGCUGUGGAUAAACUGAGCAGGAAGAGAUCUCCUGCCCGUUUUGCUCACAGAAGCAUCAAUGUGAGACGGUUAAAUCAAGAAAAACCUUUUCGUAGAAAUCUUUUCAAACCAAUGUGAGAUCCAGCUUAAAACAGUCGCUCAUCUAAGAGGUCUAACAGAGCUUGGCUGCUUUUUCAUAUCUUUUCCAUUUGAGGAGUUCCCUUGGGUAACAGGCAAGCAAAAAAACAAUGGUUUCAUCAUAUUUCUGUCUGGCUUUCUUUUGCCUUUAAGCAAAAAAAAUGUCCAAUUGCUCCUUGUAAAAAAAAAAAAGCCUCUGUAUUCCUCACCUUUAUGCCUAAACAAGCCAAAUCAUAGAAUAAACCUGAAGCUGAAGUUAUGGUAAA